Messenger RNA from Aspergillus homomorphus CBS 101889, 1455 nucleotides. RefSeq lists its product as uncharacterized. Bases 1 to 1455 code for a protein of 484 amino acids. Gene Ontology annotation, molecular function: oxidoreductase activity, acting on the aldehyde or oxo group of donors, NAD or NADP as acceptor. The transcript is spliced from 5 exons. The record is from RefSeq and is a predicted model, not a curated record. NCBI's taxonomy places the organism in Eukaryota, Fungi, Ascomycota, Eurotiomycetes, Eurotiales, Aspergillaceae.
AUGGUUGCACCACAAUACUUCCCGCGGAUCAUCUCCGCUGAGAUUGACGGUCGCACGCAAAAUAUCAGAUAUCGUCAGAACCAAUUCCACCGCUUACAGUCAGCCCUCGUCCAGCAUGUCGACCAGAUCAAGGACGCUCUGCUCGCCGACUCCGGCCAUGCCCCGGAGGAAGUCCGCGCCGAAAUCUGUCUCGCUCUGAAGGAGCUUCGCACACACUAUGCGUCGCUGGAUCUGACCAAAGACCUUGAGGAAGAGUACCGAGUCGCUCAUGGGAAGGAUAAUCGGGAUGGCAAGCGCGGCGCGGGCAUCGUUUACAUCGUCCCCUGCACGCAUACCAUGUUCUUCUCCAUCGUCUCGGCGUUGAGUGCUGCGCUGGCCGCGGGGAACUGUGUAAUUCUCGAGUUGACCAAGAACACCAUGGUCCUGCCAGCGCUUCUGAAGAAGAUCCUCCCGCCCGCGCUGGAUGCAGACACAUUCGCCAUCAGCGAAGAGAGGCCCGACGCGAGUUUCCUGAGUCGAGUGGUCGUGCUGAGCCAGAAUGAUGCAGGCCCGGUUUCUGGGAAAACUAUCUCUUCCCCAAGCACCGCCCACACCAUCGCCGUGGUCGACCGCACGGCCGACGUGCCGGCCGCGGCAGAGGCGCUGGUUGCGGCGCGCUUCACCUUCGGGGGUCGCUCGCCGUACUCGCCCGAUGUUGUGCUCGUGCAGGAGUUUGUUAUGAAGGAGUUUGUCGAAGCAGUGCUGCAGCGCUCGUCGAAGUACCUGGGUGGCCAGAACGGCGAGGCGCGACAGGCCGUCGCUAACCCCCGGCGGACCAGCCCCGGGUCCUCGCUGCUCGACGCGGCGCAUAAGGAUGCUGGCUCGUGUGUGCUGGUCUCCGGGUCUGAAUGGGGGGUUGUGGAGGUGCUUGAUCGGAAAUCGCCUCUGCUACAAAGGAAAGUCGCCGAGAAGGUGCUGGUUCUGCACCCGAUCACUAGUCUGGACGAUGCCAUUGACUUUAGUGCUUCACGCGGUACCCUGGCUGCGACGUAUGCCUUCGCUGCGCCAGCGUCGGCCAAGUAUCUUACCCAGUUCAUCGACUCCUACAUUUCCUGGGUGAAUCAUGUUCCGACCGAUAUGCUGAUUGGACCGGCCUAUCCCAUCAACCUCGCUCCCAGCCCUGCUACUCGCUACUCGACGCUCUCUUUGCAGGUGCCUCGACCACAGCUCGUCACUCCAACUGACAACACCACGCUCGCUCAAACCGUCCUCAACACCAAGAACAACAAUUGGAACCAGGUGUGGACGGAGAGCCUGGCCCCGUUGCCCGCGAUCGGCCAACGAGCCGGCAAAAAGAUUGGGUUCUUCGAACAAGGCAUCAUCACAGGAGGCGUGAUCCUGCUCUUCUCCCUUGCCGCCACCGUCUCGACAAUGGGGUUUUAUGGCUUCUCAGCCGUCAAACGACUUCGUGCAUAA